This is a messenger RNA of Tetrahymena thermophila SB210, 759 nucleotides long. RefSeq names its product high mobility group (HMG) box protein. Gene Ontology annotation, biological process: regulation of gene expression. The record is from RefSeq and is a predicted model, not a curated record. Gene Ontology annotation, cellular component: nucleus. NCBI's taxonomy places the organism in Eukaryota, Ciliophora, Oligohymenophorea, Hymenostomatida, Tetrahymenidae. The transcript has 6 exons.
AUGAGUUAAACAAUGACUUCAGAGGAAUUUAUGAUGAUCAUAGCAUAGAAGUGCUCUGUCUUUUUUAAGGAAAUGCAUGAAUUAUGUGACGCGUAUUCUCAAUAGGUUCCAUUGAAGAAAAAAACUGGAAAUAAGAGUGGCGUUCCUAAAAAUAGUGAAAUCAAAGAUCCAGAUAUGCCUAAAAAACCCUCAACAGCUUACAUUUUGUACUUUAAAAAUCGUAAAGAAAAAUUCUUGUAGCAAUAUCCAAACUUCGGUAUUACAGAAAUCACAAAACUCAUUGCGAAAGAGUGGAGUGAGCUAUCUAGGGAAAAAUAAAUCCCAUUCUUAAGAGAUGCCGAAAAAGCUAAGCUUGACUAUAUAGAAAGAAUGAAGGAGUAUGCAUCAAAGCAUCCUGGCAUAAAAGUUCCUGGAGAAGGUCGUCGCAGAAAAAAUAGACCCUAAGGUCCACUCUAUCAAGAUAUCCCUGUUAAAAAAGAUGGUUUGCUUGAAGAGUCAAGUGAAGAAGAAAUCGAUGAGCUAGAAGAUGAAGAAGUAGAUGCAUCAAUUUAAAAUAAUAACAUUAAUAACAAUACAUAAGUUGCUAUAUAAUAAAAUAACUAAUAAAAUAUAGUUAAGAAUUAGUAAAUCGUAGUACCUAAUAACAAAAUAAAUGGAAAGAGAAGAGUUAUUUAAUCAGAUGAUGAAAAUUCUGAAAUAAGUGAUGCAUAAGAAGACGAUUCUUUCGAAGACUAACCUUCAAAAAAAGUUAAAAAUUGA